GGUUUAAGCAUCAAUGUUGAUUUCGGCAAAACGGAAAAUGUUCCUCCGCUCCAUCAGAACAACCUACCUCGCUUCCACACGCCACCUUUCCACGGCGGCGCCGCCACGAACACCCUCAUCUUCCUCCCCAUCCGGCGGCGGCGGCGGUAGAGACACGCUGGGGCGGAGGCUGCUGAGCCUUGUGUUCCCGAAACGCAGCGCGGUGGUUGCGAUCAACAAGUGGAAGGAAGAAGGUCACCCUCCGCCACGCAAGUACGAGCUAAAUCGAAUUGUUCGCGAGCUACGUAAGAACAAGAGCUUCAAACACGCGCUUGAGGUCUGUGAAUGGAUGACCUUGCAGCAACAUAUCAAGCUAGUGCAAGGAGACUAUGCUGUCCACUUGGACUUGAUAGCUAAAGUUCGGGGUUUAAACAGUGCAGAAAAAUUCUUUGAGGAUCUUCCUGAUCAAAUGAGAGGCAGACAGACCUGCACUGCUCUUCUUCAUGUCUAUGUCCAAAACAAUUUGGCAGACAAAGCUGAAGCCCUCAUGUCAAAAAUGUCAGAAUGUGAUUUAUUGGGAUGCCCACUUCCUUUCAACCACAUGAUAUCUCUCUACAUUGCAAAUGGGAAGCUAGAAAAGGUCCCGCAAAUUAUUCGGGAAUUGAAGAUGAACACAUGUCCUGAUGUUGUUACUUUCAAUUUGUGGUUAACUGCAUGUGCUCUGCAAAGUGAUGUUGAAACUGCAGAAAGAGUAAUGCUCGAGUUAAAGAAGGCAAAAAUAGAUCCAGACUGGGUAACAUAUAGUACAUUGACUAAUUUGUACAUUAAAAACGAUUGCCUUGAAAAAGCAAGAUCUACUUUGAAGGAGAUGGAGAAUAGAACCUCGCGGAACACUCGGGUUGCAUAUUCCUCUCUCAUUAGCCUGCAUAUGAACAUGGGGAAUAAAGAUGAAGUUAUCCGAGUAUGGAAGAAAAUGAAGGCUUCCUUUCGCAAAAUGAAUGAUAAUGAGUAUCUUUGCAUGUUAUCAUCGCUUGUGAAGCUUGGAGACUUUGCUGCAGCUGAGAACCUCUAUAGUGAGUGGGAAUCUGUUUCCGGGACACAUGAUGUCAGACUUUCAAAUAUACUUCUUGCUUCAUACGUUAACCAAGACCAGAUGGAAAUGGCGGAAAAUUUUUAUCAUCGGAUAGUAGGAAAUGGCGUAAAUCCUUCUUACACUACAUGGGAGCUAUUAACAUGGGGCUAUUUGAAAAAUAAGGAUGUGGAGAAAUUUCUAGAUUAUUUUGAGAAAGCCAUUUCUAGUGUGAAAAAAUGGAACCCUGAUCAGAAGUUAGUGAGAGAGGCAUUCAAAAUCCUUGAGGAGCUGGCUCAUAUUGAAGGGGCAGAAAAAUUGUUGGUUACCCUUCGCAAUGCUGGCCAUGUGAAUACUGACGUAUAUAACCUAUUUCUCAACAUUUACGCAAAAGCUGGUAAAAUGCCUCUUAUUGUUGCUGAGAGGAUGAAAAAGGACAAUGUUCAGUUGGAUGAAGAGACUCAUAGGCUCUUGGAUCUGACCAGUAAAAUGUGUGUGAGUGAUGCUUCACUGAUUCUGUCGAAAGCACCAAUUGACGGAGUAUUAGAAUAAACUAUGAUUUGGUUGAUCCUCACCUCCAAUUGUUUAUAUUCAUACUCAAAUAUGUGAAUCAAUGACGGGAUUGUUGAUGCUUGUGAAUAUAAGGUAACAGCACUGAUAUCAAAUUUUCAGAGGCAGAAUCAGAAGAUUUCCGCUGUUCAAUUCUGUAAUCUAUUCAUGAGGUAUGUUAGCAACAUGUUAAAAUGUUUUUGUACAGGUAAAUAAUGGGGCCUAACCCUAAUUUGUCACAAUUUUCCUAACUCAUUUUUUGUAGUGUAUGCCAAUUCUGAUUUUUGUUUCACAUAUUCUGAUCUAUGUUUCACACUUUCACUUACCUAUAUGGAGACUUCUAAAAUUUAUGGAAAUUGGUUAAGUGUGCCAAUGUUGGUAAAGUUGUUUCUUCUGAUUUUCUAACAAGCGGUGGAUGGAUAUUGGAAGUGCAUCAAAGAUGGAAGUCUUGUUGACCUAAAUCUUUGUCCUGUGUAUGGUUCCAUCAUAUCCUGGUUUGGUACGUUUAAUGUGUCUGUUUCUUUUGGACACAAGUACCCAAGAAACUCAACCUUUAUUGAGUUUCACCAACCAUUAUCCUCAGCGUAUUGGCAUUAUUAUUAAUCUUCAAUUUUUCUGAGUUAUGUAUUAACUCUUCUGAUGACUUUGACCUCAUUAGACCUGCUUCAUAAAAUUUUGGUGG
Molecule: messenger RNA, 2279 nt
Organism: Arachis stenosperma
Lineage: Eukaryota; Viridiplantae; Streptophyta; Magnoliopsida; Fabales; Fabaceae
Product: pentatricopeptide repeat-containing protein At4g02820, mitochondrial
Exons: 2
Coding region: 14-1600 (528 amino acids)
Cellular component (GO): mitochondrion
Molecular function (GO): protein binding
Source: RefSeq, a predicted model, not a curated record